Messenger RNA from Belonocnema kinseyi, 1877 nucleotides. RefSeq lists its product as uncharacterized. Gene Ontology annotation, cellular component: cytoplasmic ribonucleoprotein granule; nucleus. Gene Ontology annotation, molecular function: RNA endonuclease activity; mRNA binding. The transcript has 6 exons. The coding region runs from base 188 to 1441 and encodes 417 amino acids. The record is from RefSeq and is a predicted model, not a curated record. NCBI's taxonomy places the organism in Eukaryota, Metazoa, Arthropoda, Insecta, Hymenoptera, Cynipidae.
CUCACUGUGAAAUGUUGUGAAAGUUUGUCCCCCAAUUUAUUGCGCCUUUAAUUUCUUUCCCAAAAAAGGAACAAUUUGCGAAAAUAAAAUUUGUGAAAACGAUUCGCUUCAGAAAUCAGAAAAGCAAAACUUAAUGUUGACUUUUGGAGUUACGGAGAUUGUUGAAAUUUGGAAAAUUUAAAAUAUAAUGAAAAGAAAUCUGAGGAGGAAAUCUACUGCAAAGAAAACCCCGCAAAAAAAAUCGCCCAGAAAAGUCGUGCCCGGAAGGUCUGGAAUAGUGAAAAAAAAUUCGGUCAAAAGAUUGAAGAAAAUGAAAACUGCAAGUUACGAAAGUCCCUUGCGAUUUCUCCAUCAGAGAAGAAACAAACGACAAUUGAUCAGAGACGAUUUAAGUCCAAUCCAGCCAAAUAAAAAGCAAAAGUUAAGUCGAAAAAGAGAGAGUGUGAUAAUUAUAAAUGACGAAAAUGAUCUCGAUUCUUCUCGAGAAACAGCAACGGAAGCAGCUGGAAUUCAAAAAUCGAAUAAAAUUCUGGACAGGAUCUCGCGGAUAAAGGUCAGCGAAACGGUAGCAAAUGAUUCUGUUAUCAUUUUAGAAGACGAUCAACAUCAAGGAUCCUCGGUUGAUUUGAAUCAGACCGAAGACGUGAUGGUCGUUUGGUCAUCAGUCACUGGUUCACCGAAAGAUAAAAAUGAAAAUCCAAGUUCAAAUUCGGAUGGUAAUCUCUCUUUCGAAUUUGAUGUUGCCCCGAAUCAUGCCAAUUUGCAAAUGUUGCGGGGCAAUUAUCCGAAAAAGUGGCUGGGCAAUUAUCUGAUGCAGUAUGAGCCAAAAAAUCCAGUGACGAAUUCUAGAAAGAAGAAGGCGGAGAAUUUGAAAAAGAUGCGAGUCGGGAGAAAUAAAAAGGAUAAUGAGAAUGCGGAAGAGAGCGAGAAGCUCCAGGAAAAAAUUCAAAAAGCUCCAGAGGAAAUACUCACCGGGAAAUUACGGGAAAUCAUCAUCGACGGGGCCAAUGUCGCAAGGCAACAUGCGAUGGGAAAAUUCUUUUCAGUUGAGGGACUAAAAAUAGUUAUUGAUUACUUUAAAGACAGGGGCCAUACAGUGAAGGCUUUUGUGCCUCAAUACGAGAGAAGACGAACCCGGCAAAUUUUGGAGGAUCUUAAUGCCGAGGGAGUAAUUACAUUUACCCCGAGUCGAAAAGCGGGAAACAAGGUUAUCACGCCCUAUGAUGACAGGUUUAUCUUGAAAUACGCAGCACAGUGCGAGGGAAUCGUCGUUUCGAACGAUCAAUUUAAAGAUCUUUACGAGGAAAAACCUGAAUGGAGAGAAACAAUCGAAAAACGGAUACUUCCUCCAACAUUCGUCGGGGAUGUUCUCAUGUUUCCUGAAGAUCCUUUGGGAAGGGACGGGCCAAGCCUUGACAAAUUUCUCAGGCAUGAAACUUAAAAAAUGAAAAUCGUACGAUUUUUUACUGGAAAAAAAAUCGUAACCUCGGGAAACGCUCACUUUUAAUUUAAACUUUACAAAUAAUUUAUUUUACAAAACUUUUUUUUUUUAUUUUAAGUUACAAUUCCGCCAAGUCUCGCUGAGAAUUUUGCAUCUGACAUUCCUCACAAUUGGGCAAUGAAAAUCCGUCAAUUUAAUACUUAUAUGAACAUCUCGUUAGAAUUAAAACUCUAGGAUUAAUAUUCAAAUUAACUUUUGAGAGAAUUAAAAUUUCUCGAAAUUUCCGUUCUUUACUGUUACAAUUGCAAACUUAAAAUUUAGACUAUUUUUUUUUUAAUUUGUCAAAUAGUUCGAUUUUUUUUUUUUAAUUCACGACAACGAAAGGGAUGAAAAUGUCGCAAUCAGAAUUAGUUAUUAGCGUUCUAUUCCUGAUGAU